AUGGUAGACAUCAAUGCACACCCGGUACCGACGGCCGAGGACGAGGCCAACUCGGCCUUCAGUCACGAAGAGGGCGGGUCGAGCGACGACGACACGACGCAUAACGGCCCCGCCUCGGUUGCCGGCAACAAGAGGAAGCGCAUCAAAUGUGAGCUGUGCAAGGCCCGCAAGGUCAAGUGCGACAGGGCCGAGCCCGCGUGCUCGUGGUGCGCCCGUCACAACCGCACCUGCGUCUAUCUCGAGAGGCAGAAGCCCGGCAGCCGCAUCGGCUUCACCCUCGAGCUCGAGUCAAAGGUGAACCGUGUCGACGCCCUCCUCCAGGCCCUGUGGCGCCGCGUCGAGGACCACAUUGCUCAUGACCACCACCCCUCGGGUCUCCCGCCCGUCCAGAGCCUCUCGCCCACCGGCAGCAGCCACGUCGAAGGCCUUCAUCAGCUGCCCUCAGCCGCCGACCACGCCGCCUCCACCGGGCACCCCCUCCCAGUCGCCUUCUCGGCCAGCACUCCCGUUCUCCAGGGCACCACCCCUGGUGCCUACUCGAGUCCCUUGUGGCGAGACUCGGCGGACGGCGGCCGAGAUGGCCUGCGAGGCGGCGAGCCCCGGUCCUCCCUGAUGGCGGGACCUCCAUCGACAACGGCGACGGCCGCCACCCUAUCUCUGGCCGGGGGAGACUCGGCCCCCCCUCCACCCAUCCACCCUUCGGAACAUGCCUCGCGGGUCGCCUCCGCUCCCCGAGCGGGCCCUUCAUCCUUCUCGAGCGGAGCUGACCUCCCUUCCGAUGACAUAGUCUACACCCUGGUGGACCUGUACUUUAAGCACUGCAACACGUGGUGCCCGAUCCUGGACCGCAAGUCGACGUUUGGCAUCUUCUUCGGGUCCACGUCGCUGAGCGAGGUGGACCGCAUCCUCCUCCACGCCAUCGUGGCCACGACGCUGCGGUUCCUCAAGGGCUCGCGGCUGACGCGCGAGAUGCGCGCCCACUAUCACGCCGUAUCUAAGCACACGGUCAUGAUCUUCGCCAUGGAGCACGUCAGCGUCGCCGCGCUCAAGGCCCUCGUCAUCCUGUCCCUCGACGAGCUCGGCACCUCCAACGGCCCGCGCGGGUGGAACCUGCUGUCGCUGCUGGCGCAAAACGUGCGCCACCUCGACUUGUGCAAUGAGAACAGCAUGUACCUGUCGUCGGCCGCCGCCGAGGACGUGCCCCGGUCCGGGUCCGUCCGGCGGGUCGCGGUGGGGCGGCCCGAGUCGUGGAUCGAAGACGAGGGCCGUCGCCGGCUAUGUUGGAUGGUAUACCUGCUGGACCGGUACGCGACGGUGGCGACGACGACAUUUGACUUUAUGCUCGACGACGGCAAGAUGAGGCGCGUCUUGCCGUGUUCGUACGAUCUCUUUUCGCGCAACGUGCCCGUCGAGACGAGGUCGCUCGAGUCGGGGCAGCAGCAGCACGGCGCCUACGCCGUUGACCGGUCCGAGAACCUGGGCAGCUUCUCGUAUCACUGCGAGAUCCUGCGGAUCCUCAGCCGGGUGCACGAAUUCGUGCGGCGGCCUAUAGACGUGUCGUCGGCGGCCGACAUGGCCGGGUGGCGCGACACAUACCGCUCGCUCGACGCGGCGCUGGACCGGUGGCUGCAGAGCCUGCCGAGCGAGUACGGGCGCAUCUCGGCGCUGUGCCACUCGGACCCGGCCAGCCGCGUCGCCAACUGGUUCAUGCUGCACAGCGCCUACGUGACGUCGGUGGUGCGCCUGCACUCGCCCGCCGCCUACCCGGGUCCGGCCCCGGGCCCGAACACAGGUGCGUCGCCGCCGCCGCUGCUACCGCCGUCGCACUACGCCAUGCAGCGGUGCCUGGCGGCGGUGCAGAGCCUGCGAGACAUUACCCGCGAUGUCGACGAGGCCGACGGCCUGGACCUCGUGGGGCCGCCCUUUGCCUUUUCGCUCUGGGUCGCGGCGCGGCUCCUCGUCGUCCACGCGGCCGCGGUCGGGGGCCCCGUCGACAGUAAGAUUGACUUCUUCAUCGACAUCCUCGGCUACGUCGGUGAGUACUGGGAGGUGGCGGCCAACUAUGCGCGGAUCCUGGCGCGGGUGGUGCAGCGGGGGCGGCAAGGCGACGGGAGCUUUGCGGACAUGAGAAGGAGCGCCCACGACCUGGUCAGCCUGACGACGUCGACGCGGCGGUCCGGGCUGGAGGAGACGUCGUCGCAGCCGGUGUCGCUAAGCGAGCUGGACAGCAUUGACAUCUUUGACUUUUUCAACUAUCCCAAGAUGCCCGAGGCGGCGCGCGGGCCCGUCAUCACGCCGGGCGGCAGCCACCCGCUCAUGCAGGGGAUGGCGGCGGCGGCGGGCGACGGGACGCCGAGGAACCCGGAUCCCGAGGCGGACUGGCUGGGGUACAGCUCGUCGUUUCGCUGA
Hirsutella rhossiliensis is the source of this 2409-nucleotide messenger RNA. RefSeq names its product fungal specific transcription factor domain-containing protein. Lineage: Eukaryota; Fungi; Ascomycota; Sordariomycetes; Hypocreales; Ophiocordycipitaceae. Gene Ontology annotation, molecular function: zinc ion binding; DNA binding; DNA-binding transcription factor activity, RNA polymerase II-specific. Bases 1 to 2409 code for a protein of 802 amino acids. Gene Ontology annotation, cellular component: nucleus. The record is from RefSeq and is a predicted model, not a curated record. Gene Ontology annotation, biological process: DNA-templated transcription; regulation of DNA-templated transcription. The transcript has 3 exons.